Penicillium subrubescens is the source of this 1179-nucleotide messenger RNA. Its product is annotated as agmatinase. The transcript has 8 exons. The record is from RefSeq and is a predicted model, not a curated record. Gene Ontology annotation, molecular function: agmatinase activity; metal ion binding. NCBI's taxonomy places the organism in Eukaryota, Fungi, Ascomycota, Eurotiomycetes, Eurotiales, Aspergillaceae. The coding region runs from base 1 to 1179 and encodes 392 amino acids.
AUGAUUACUACUACUCUUAGCCUUUUCAUUUUCUCUGCGCUAUCAGCGGCGCAUGGAGAUCAUGGACAGACUCCCAUGUCGGGGCCACACAAAGGACUAUGGUACAACACGCUGCCGGGAGAUGGCGGCACGCAGGCUGACUCGGUAUUCUCCGGCAUCUCCACGUUCGGUCGCCUUCCUUACUUCCCAUGUCUUUCUAGCGAGGACGAGAGCUACGAUAUUGCCUUCCUAGGAGCCCCCUUCGAUACCGGUACUUCGUAUAGACCAGGUGCUCGCUUUGGACCGAGUGGCAUCAGACAAGGCUCACGCCGACUCAAUCUCUACGGUGGAUACAACGUGCCCCUUCAGGCGAACCCGUUUGUUAGCGAUUUGAAGGUCCUGGACUGUGGUGAUGUCCCAGUCACUUCUUACGACAAUGCCUGGGCUAUUCAGCAGAUCGAAGAAGGUCACAACAGUGUUCUAAUGCGCAAGCCGUUUACCGAUGCUCAUAAGCCAGGUCUGUCCCGAGCAGGAAAGACACUACCCCGCGUUAUCACCCUCGGAGGUGAUCAUACUAUUACCCUGCCCUUGCUACGGAGCAUCAACAGAGCCUACGGGCCUGUCACUGUCAUUCACUUUGACAGUCAUCUCGACACCUGGAAACCCAAGGUCUUCGGUGGCUCGCCCAGCCAAGUCGCUGCCAUCAACCACGGCACUUACUUCUAUCACGCUGCUAUGGAGGGCUUGCUGAGAAAUGACACCAAUAUCCACGCCGGCAUCCGCACCACUCUCUCUGGCCCUUCGGAUUAUGAGAACGAUGGAUAUUGUGGGUUUGAAAUUGUCGAAGCCCGAGAGAUUGACACGAUUGGCACCGACGGUAUCAUCAAGAAAAUUCGGGACCGUGUCGGCACGGAGAACCCUGUGUACCUGUCAAUUGACAUUGACACCCUCGAUCCCGCCUUUGCCCCGGCUACUGGUACCCCCGAAACUGGAGGUUGGUCUACACGCGAGCUACGAACAAUUAUUCGUGGUCUCGAUGGAUUGAACUUCAUCGGUGCGGAUAUUGUCGAGGUUGCACCGGCAUAUGAUACCAAUGCCGAGCUGUCCACGAUGGCGGCUGCGGAUGUGUUGUACGAGGUUCUCACCAUCAUGGUGAAGAAGGGUCCCCUGUCUGUCGAGGGUCGGUCGCACGAACUGUAG